AUGCCGCCUCAUCACGAGUUCAGACAUAUGAGUACGGGCUCUCUCAGUAUUCCACCUGGCGGCAUGGACGGCGCGCCCAAUGGGCCGCCGCAUCUAAGCGGACCCAUGUCGAGGUUCGAGGGCCCGCGCAGCCCGCCUGGCAAACAGAAUACAUCGCAUGUUCCGUGCAAGUUCUACCGCCAGGGUGCAUGCCAGGCUGGGAAUUCUUGCCCAUUUAGUCACGAUCUAGCGAGUACGAGUGAUAACGUGUGCAAAUACUUUGCAAAGGGCAACUGCAAAUUCGGUCCUAAGUGUGCGAAUGCGCAUGUUCUCCCAGACGGGCGCCGGGUCAAUUACAAGGGAGGCCCAAUGAUAGGAGGCCAUCUAAACCUUGGAGGACGAGUGAACCCGGAUCCCUACCAUGGGCAAAGCUCAGCUCUUACGAAUUCUUUCAUACGCGCAAAUGGGGUCCUUCCCUCGCCUUACGCUAAAUACCCGCCAUAUGGUCAAGAAGAUGCGUUCCCUAUGAUGGGCCGGAGUAGUAUCGAUAUCUCGGUACCGACCAUCGAUACGAGCUACGCCUCACAUACCGGGUCGAAUUAUGGUUCGCCGAGAGAUGAUGAUCUAAACCGCCUCGGUCUAGGACUAUCACCCGUUGCAGGCAAAGGCUUGAGCGUUUUGGAUGCUCCAUUACCGGCAUCUUUUGAUAGCAAUGGUGUGUCCUGGAUUGCCAGGCACGGCCCCAUAGCAUCUUCGGUCCCAGCAAAGUUUGGCUUCGAGUCACCUCCAGGAUCGGUCGGGGCAGCGAAAGAUGGAAGGACUUCUGAAGCAUUGAAGAACCUACACAGCUCUGCGUUCGGCGAUGAUACCAGAGACCGAUUUAACGGCCUCCCAUCUUCGCCACCAGCACCUCCUGCCGAAGAAUACUUCGGUAAAAGGGCCAUGCACUCUCAUCGCUUCGCUAAAUCAAAGGUCAUGUCAGCCAGCCUGCCGAAGGCUGUGGAUCAGGAUUGGGAAGCUGCUUUCACAUUUGAGGAGGAUUAUCUGCCGGAGACACUGAAGGACCUUAUGACACCACAGGAGAAGGCCCGGAGAGACUCCCGUAAUGCAGACGAAGGUGGCAGGCCCAUUCUUAACAGCGGCACUGGUACCCCAAUUACCGAAACAACCUCCAGCAAAUUUGGUUCGCCAUCAAACGCGAGCCCUUCGAGGUGGGGUCCACUCUUCCAGCGACAUCAACAACAGAAGGAAGAGGAGGAGAAAGCCGCCGCUUCCCGUGUAUCAAGUUUUGGCCACGUUGGCUCACCACUUCGGAAUUCCACUCUCCACGCUGGCGCAAGUCCCAGCUCUCGGUCAAUAGCACGAACCAGCAUUUCUGGCGAUUCGUCACCAUACGUCUCAUCUCCACCUCGGCAAAGCUCCAUGUCGAUCAUCUCCCAGCAACUACAACGGACCCGGCUUUCCAGAGCAGAGUCUAGUGGCAGUGACUCAAGUCUCCAUCCUGUGGCUGCUACGCGUGCUUCAAGUAACCCCAUUGGCUCCGGGGCGGGUAGAGCUGGCGCGAUUGGAGAGAGACAGGUCAGCUCGAGUAGUAUUGGAAAUGGGGGAAGUGGCAGAUUUACGACCCCGAUUGACGAGGAACAAGGCGAAUUUGUGUUUAGCAUGGAGGGUAUGGAAGAUGUUGACGAGAAGAAAGGGGAGAAGAGAAACAGUGGCAGUGGGGGAUGGACAUAUGCUGGAAGUACCAAAAGCCCCCAUUUUGGUGCUGUCGGCGGUGGAAAGAAUGGAGCCUCUACUGCUACGAAUGGUACGAAUGGUACGGGAAUGGACGGGAUGUUCGGUACACGGUGA
Messenger RNA from Amorphotheca resinae ATCC 22711, 1830 nucleotides. RefSeq lists its product as hypothetical. Gene Ontology annotation, biological process: protein polyubiquitination. The coding region runs from base 1 to 1830 and encodes 609 amino acids. The record is from RefSeq and is a predicted model, not a curated record. Lineage: Eukaryota; Fungi; Ascomycota; Leotiomycetes; Helotiales; Amorphothecaceae. The transcript has 3 exons. Gene Ontology annotation, molecular function: ubiquitin protein ligase activity; metal ion binding.